AUGACCGCCCGUUCCAUUGUCUUGGAUGUCAUCGUCUGCAGCGCGCUCAUCAGCGCCUGCGACAAAGGUGGGCAGUGGCAGUUGGCUCUUCGCUUCCUGCAGGAGGGAAUGCCUGCAGCGACUGUGGAUGCCAACAUCGUCGCCUGGAAUUCCGCCAUGAGCGCCACCGAGCGGGCGAUGCAGUGGCCGAAGGCCUUGUCCUUGCUCUUCACCCUGGGAUCUAUGCGCCUCGAUGCGACUGUGGAAAGCUACAGCUGCAGUGUCAGCGCGAGCGGCAAACGAGGCCAGUGGCCAUGGGCUUUGCGGCUCUUCGCAAGGAUGGCCGAUCGGCAGGUGGAGAGAGACCUGAUCACGAUCAACAGCCUCGUCACCUCUUGCGUCCUCAUGUGGAGUGCCGGCAGCGCGCUGCAGGUUGUGAAGGAUGUGCAGAGCGACAACAUGGAUCUGGAUGCCUGCGUCUUGCCCAGUCUCGUGGAGGCCUACACCGACAUGCGUGACGGUGUGGCCGCCCUGGACAUCUUGGGAGAUGUCCGUAGGACGCUGAAGGAACGACUGGGCCGCGGCCGGUAG
Molecule: messenger RNA, 570 nt
Organism: Symbiodinium natans
Lineage: Eukaryota; Dinophyceae; Suessiales; Symbiodiniaceae
Source: the annotation of a GenBank genome assembly